AUGACCUCCAUAUCCGCAUCACUGUCACCACCAGCAUCAAGAAUAACAACAUGGCCACUUGAAUUUGAAGAAUUUGAUGCUUCUUCCUCGUCGCGUCCAUCUCAACGACUAGCUGUACCUUCCCAUAAUCCAGUAUCGACAUCCAAUGGUACUUCGCGUUCAAACAAACGUCAACGUGAAGGAUCCAAUUCCAAUUCACCUAAAAGACAAUCACAAUCGAAACGCGUAAAUAGAUUAAGGGAAGCCACACCUAUAGAUGAUGAUUCAAAUACAAAUACCUUCUUACAUACAUUGGAAGUUGAUCAAUAUGCAGAGGGAACGGGAACGUCUUCUUACCGAAUUAUGGAAGAUGAAGGUCAAGGAGUAAACGCCUCUGGACCAGCAUCAAUUUACCCAACUACUACAGGAGCAGGACCGAGUUCAUACGCUCAUGAUCAAGAUGAUAUCCGUCAAUGUAUAGAAACGAGCGAAAAUGAUGAAGGUGAAGGUGAAGAUGGAAGUGUCUUAUUUUCAGAACAAGCUGGAACUGGUAAAACUGAAGUCGAAGAAGAUCAAAUGGAAGAACAAGAAAAUGACACAGGGGAUCAAACAAUCGUAAUGGAUGAAGAAGGUAAACAUCGACUUGAAGAACAUGAAUUUUUCGUUGAAGAAGAAGAGGAUGACGACGAAUCUCGACAGUCUCCGGAAGAAGGAGAUUUAGAAGGAGAUGAAGAAGAUUACCUUGUUGAAUUGGAAGAAAGUCAUGAACCACAAGAUUUGGUGGAAGAACAAGUAGACUCUAUCCAAAUUGCACACAAACCAAUUCCAUUAAAUAUUGAUUCUAGACAUACGAUGCCACCACCAUCUGCAGAAAUUACCGUGCAAACUCGAAAAUCAAGUUCUUCACGACAAGCAAAUUCCGCUGGUGGCAUGCAUGAUCAAAUGACACAAGUGAUAGAAGGUUUAAAAGGUGUAGCGAAUUCAAUUCCACGUUCAUCAAAUGCACAGUCUUUCGUAGAUUUAAAUGAGCAAGCUUGUUCUGAUAAUUUUGAGGAAAGAAAUUCACCUGAAAGUUAUCAUUCAGGUGAUUCAGAUGAAUAUGAAAUGGAUCAUCGUCCAGUUCUGGAGAGAACAGCUGUUAAAAGGGAUAUAAGGCAUCUUACAGAUAGUUUAACAAUUCUGAGAGAUGGCAUUGAAGGUUUGGAAGGUUUUUUACCAUAUCGUGUAGUGGAUAGAUUAGGAGAAGGUACUUUCUCGUCGGUAUAUCUUGCUCAUGAUUGUCUAAAUCACACCUAUUCAAAUGAGUACUGGAGCGGGAAACCUGAUAGCCCAUAUCUUGAUGUUGAUAAUCAUGGAGAAGUCAAAGUUGCCCUCAAGAAGAUAUUGGCUACUAGUAGUCCGGCAAGAAUCGAGAAUGAACUGGCUAUUCUUGAAGCUCUAAGAGGUUGUCGAAAUGUUUCGCAACUAAUCAGUGCUUUCAGAGAAGAGGACCAAAUCAUAAUUGUACUACCAUUUCAUCGAAGUGAUGAUUUCAGACAUUUCUAUCGACAUAUGGACCCACCACAUAUACGGUCUUACCUUCGAAGUUUGUUCCGGGCUUUGAAAGAUAUUCACAAGCGUGGUAUCGUUCAUCGCGAUGUCAAACCAGCAAACUUCCUUUAUGACUACGAGACUGGAGGUGGUGUUCUAGUGGAUUUCGGUCUUGCAGAGCGGUAUUACCCUCCACGUAAACCAACAUGUCAACAUUCCCCUGCAACGCCCUUAGCCCUUCAUGGCUCGAGGAUCAAAACCAGUGAGACGCCCGUUGUGGAACAAGCUGUUUAUGACGCCCGUAAGAAGACCAAGCAAGGCGAAGGACGGGUUGGCUUUCCUCAUGAAGAUAAGAGACCGAGUAUCAAGACGAACAGAGCUGGUACAAGAGGUUUCAGAGCUCCUGAAGUGCUGCUCAAAUGUCCAGAUCAAACGGUAGCAAUCGAUAUCUGGUCUGCGGGAGUUAUGCUUCUUUCAAUUCUAAGUCACAAAUUUCCCGUCUUCAACUCAAGUGAUGACAUCGAAGCUUUGAUGGAGAUCGCUGCCAUCUUCGGCAGAGGUCCAAUGGAAAAAUGUGCUCUUCUUCACAACCGGACGAUCAUCUCCAAUGUUCCUACUCUCGACUCUCACCCACCAACCCUCGCUUCUUUAGUCCUGAAACUCAAUCCUCAUAUAUACACACCGCAUAUGACUAAUCCUACCCCCAAGGACGCUCAGGAGCAUAUAGUAGCGAUUGAUCAAACUAUUGACCUGUGUAGUAAACUCCUACGAUUGGACUGUACGCGAAGACUUACAGCUGCUCAGGCUCUUCGCCAUCCUUUCUUAGCACCUAGAGAAGGAGAAGAGGACGAAGAAGAAGGUAGAGAUGAGAUAGUAGAUCCUUUGGAUGGGAAAUGCGGGGAAUUGCAUCAGGAUGAAGAUGGCAGACAUCGAGCAUACCUACAUCCUGAUAUGCGAGAUCUAUCUUUCGGACAAGGUAUACCUCCUUCUCGUGAUUCACUAUGUCCAGAACAUGAGCAUUAUCAAGAACGGUUCCAAAUCAACCCACUUGUCACUCGUCGAUGGGUUACUCAAGCUGCAGAAGAUGAAGAUGGCGAUGCUGAUCCUGAAAUGGUAGAAGAUGAUGAAGGUGAAUUCGUUGUGGAAAAGCCAAUCAACACGAGUUCUUACAACGAAAAUCGAGCUUUGAGAGAAAGAGAUAUAAACGCUCAAUUCAGAGGAAGAGCAGUUUUGAUCGAUAAGAAGACAGGAGGUAUAACAACGAAUCAUUAG
Molecule: messenger RNA, 2781 nt
Organism: Kwoniella shivajii
Lineage: Eukaryota; Fungi; Basidiomycota; Tremellomycetes; Tremellales; Cryptococcaceae
Exons: 8
Coding region: 1-2781 (926 amino acids)
Biological process (GO): protein phosphorylation; mitotic DNA damage checkpoint signaling
Cellular component (GO): nucleus
Molecular function (GO): protein serine/threonine kinase activity; ATP binding
Source: RefSeq, a predicted model, not a curated record